AUGUUUCCAAAUGAGGCCCAUCAAUAUAUGGGGAUUCUCCAGUUACUGCUGCAUUUCAGUUGGACAUGGAUUGGGGUGAUGCAUACAGAGGAUCGCAAUGCGGAAAAUUUUGUACAUGAUGUGCUUCCUGUGUUUUCCAGGAGCAACAUCUGCUUUGACUUUAUAGAAAGAUUUCCCAUCCUAUCGUUUUCCACUGCGGUUGCAGAUAUUGUAAUAGAAGGGAAGAAAGUAUUUCGUACUGCCACAAGAAGCUCGGCCAAUGUAGUAGUUGUCUGUGCUGAAAGUCAAACCAUGGUAAAUGUCAGAACAAUACUGCAAAGCUUAGAAUUUGACAAUGAACCUGUGAAGGCAAAAGUCUGGAUUAUGACUGCUGAGAUGGAGUUUACAUCACUUGCCUUUCAAAGAGAGUGGACCAUACGCUUCAUCCAUGGGGCAAUCUCCCUCUCAGUUCCUUCCAAGAAGUUGCUCGGAUUUGAGAAAUUCACGCAGAUGAGAAACCCUACAGAGGACAAUGAAGAUGGCUUCAUCAAAGACUUCUGGGAAGAUGCAUUUGCCUGUUCUUUGUCCGAACGCUUGGAGGAGAACAAUGGGGAGCCAAUUUGCACUGGAGGAGAGAAACUGGAGAAUCUUCCCAAGACAGUUUUUGAAAUGAGCUUGAAUGGUCACAGCAACAGUGUGUAUGAUGCCGUCUAUGCUGUGGCACAUGCCUUACAUGCCGUGCAUUUACUAAGAUUCAAGCAAUCAGUCAUGGGCAAUAAAGGAAAUCAGAAGCCAUUUCUGCUCCACCUCUUUCUGAGAGGAGUCUCGUUCAACAACAGCGCUGGGGAGACGGUUGCCUUCAAUCAAAAUGGAGAGUUAAUAGGUGGAUUUGAUAUUAUCAACUGGGUCACAUUCCCAAACCAGUCCUUCCUCAGAGUCAAAGUUGGGAAAAUAGACCCCGGGGCUGCCUCACCCAAAGUGCUCACUAUCAAUGAAGAGGCCAUCAUAUGGCCCAGCAGGUUCAACCAGACACUGCCCUUUUCCCUGUGUAAUGAGCCGUGCCUGUUGGGUCAUAGUAAGACCAAGAAAGAAGGGAAACCAUUUUGCUGCUAUGAUUGUGUUUCAUGCCCAAAAGGAAAGAUUACAAACCAGACAGAUAUGGAUGACUGUUUCCAGUGCCCCGAAGACCAUUAUCCUAACACUGACCAAGAUUCAUGCCUUCCAAAGGACAUCAGCUACCUGUCAUAUGAAGAGCCUUUAGGGACUAGUUUGGCUAGUUUGGCUCUUUCCCUAUCUUUCGUCACAACUUGGGUCUUGGGUACUUUUGUGAAGCAUCAGAACACGCCUAUUGUGAAGGCCAACAACUGCAGCCUCUCCUACAUUCUCCUCGUCUCUCUCUUCCUGUGUUUCCUUUGUACUUUUCUCUUCCUUGGAAGACCUGAGAAAGGGACAUGCCUCAUCCGUCAAGCUGCGUUUGGCAUCAUUUUCUCAGUGGCUGUUUCUUGCGUGUUGGCCAAAACCAUCACUGUGAUUCUAGCCUUCGUGGCUACCAAGCCAGGGUCCAGGAUGAGGAAAUGGGUGGGGAGAAGACUCGCCAGCUCAAUAGUAAUUUCCUGUUCCCUCUUUCAAGCCACUCUCUGUUCUGUGUGGCUUGCAACCUUUCCUCCCUUCCCCCAUUUUGAUAUGCACUCAGAGGCUAGAGAAAUUAUUGUGGAAUGUAACGAAGGGUCAGUGGUCAUGUUCUACUUUGUCCUGGGCUUUCUGGGGCUCCUGGCAGCUGUGAGCUUCACUGUGGCCUUCCUAGCCAGGAAGUUACCAGAUAGUUUCCAUGAAACCAAAUCCAUCACCUUCAGCAUGCUGGUCUUCUGCAGUGUGUGGAUGACUUUUGUUCCCACUUAUUGGAGCACCAAGGGGAAAUAUAUGGUGGCUGUGGAAGUCUUCUCCAUCUUGGCCACCAGUGCUGGCUUAUUGGGAUGUAUCUUCUUCCCCAAAUGCUACAUCAUUGUGCUUAGACCUAAUCUAAAUAAGAAGGAGCAACUGAUAAAGAGAAACAAAUAA
Molecule: messenger RNA, 2037 nt
Organism: Sphaerodactylus townsendi
Lineage: Eukaryota; Metazoa; Chordata; Lepidosauria; Squamata; Sphaerodactylidae
Product: vomeronasal type-2 receptor 26-like
Exons: 4
Coding region: 1-2037 (678 amino acids)
Biological process (GO): G protein-coupled receptor signaling pathway
Cellular component (GO): membrane
Molecular function (GO): G protein-coupled receptor activity
Source: RefSeq, a predicted model, not a curated record